AUGAGACCCAGGGCAGUGGGUGACUGUGGGAGAGGAGGGAGGUUGGCCAGUCAAGCCCAGACUAACCUCACCCCCACCGGCAGGAGCUCCCGGACCUACCAGGUGGUGUUGGGUGACUAUAACCUGGCUGAGACGGAGGGCACUGAGCAGGUGAUCCCCAUUAAUAAUGAUGACAUCUUCGUACACCCAGACUGGAACUCCGAGUGCGUGGCCUGUGGCAAUGACAUCGCCCUCAUCAAGCUCUCGAGCAGCGCUGAGCUGGGAGACAGAGUCCAGCCUGCCUGCCUGCCUCCUGCUGGUGACAUCCUGACCCAUGACACACCCUGCUACAUCACUGGCUGGGGACGUCUCUCCACCGGCGGGGAACUCCCAGACAUUCUGCAGCAGGCCCUGCUGCCCGUGGUGGACUAUGAACACUGCUCCCAGCGUACCUGGUGGGGCUCCACCGUGAAGGAGACCAUGGUGUGUGCUGGCGGGGACAUCCGUUCCGGCUGCAAUGGUGACUCUGGAGGACCCCUCAACUGCCCUGCAGAGGAUGGCACCUGGCAGGUCCACGGUGUGACCAGCUUUGGUUCUUCCCUUGGCUGCAACACCCUCAGGAAGCCCACAGUGUUCACUCGGAUCUCAGCCUUCAUCGACUGGAUCGAGGAGUUGGGCAAACUGCGGCUGCACAGGAAGACAAACAACCUCUCUGGAGCUAAAAAGCAGCCUCGGCAGCACCCACAGCCUCCCGCGGAGUCUAGAACUUUUCUUCUUCAGUUCCUAAUGGAGACUAAAGGGUACCCAGAGACACAAAGAAAUAGAGAGGUCCCGAAUGAUGAAAUGAGGUGAUGGAUGAGGAGCCAGAAGUCAACCUAUUUCCAACUUCCCAGGUCCAGAUUCCACAAGGGCCUCCUGGGCUCCCAUCAGAGAGCCUCGAUGGAGACUGUUGAUGACCUUGAGACCAUGCCUCGAAGGAAUCUUCCCAGCCCUGUAGCCUCUAUGCAGAGGUUCAGGAAGCUUUGCUAUGAGGAUGCAGCUGGGCCCAGGGAUGUUCUCAGAUAUCUCCAGGAGCUUGCUGGACAGUGGCUGAGACCUGAUAUUCACACAAAGGAGCAGAUUUUGGAAAUGCCAUUCCAGUCUGUCCUGCCUGAGGAGCUCAGAGCUCAAGCGCAGAGAUGUCAGCCCAGAGACAGAAUCACUGGCUAAGUCUUGCUACUGCUUGCUCAGCCCAAAUGUGAGAAAUAAACCAGAGGUACUCUUUGAUGCAGGGUCCAGUUGCAGCCAUGGGAAAUCUGAAUGUCCAUUUUCUUUGAGCUUGUUUUUGACUGGUUGUAAUAAGAAUCCAUCAAAACCCAUGGGUGAAGCAGCUUUAUUUUCUGGGAUUGUGAACUACAGAAGGAGUUUCUAUGCCCUUUUGUUAGGACAAUCAGCCUGCUGCUUCAGGCUCUUCUAGGAGCUUGUUUUUCUUCUGCUGGCUGUCCCCUUUUUUGCACUUUAUGAGAUGCUUUUUUUUUUUUUUUUUUUUUUUUUGGUGACUGGUCAGUUGUGACAUCCUUUAAUGUAUUGUUUUAUGUAUCCCAAGAGGUAAUCAGCUUUAACUUUCAGAAUUCAUGAUUCUCACUUUGAUGGGUUGAAUGGAAGCUUCUGUAACCACACCAAUAACUUGUUCGAGAUACCCUUGAAAUAUUAAAG
Cynocephalus volans (Philippine flying lemur) is the source of this 1674-nucleotide messenger RNA. RefSeq names its product proproteinase E-like. Lineage: Eukaryota; Metazoa; Chordata; Mammalia; Dermoptera; Cynocephalidae. The transcript has 6 exons. The record is from RefSeq and is a predicted model, not a curated record. Bases 1 to 831 code for a protein of 276 amino acids. Gene Ontology annotation, molecular function: serine-type endopeptidase activity. Gene Ontology annotation, biological process: proteolysis.